ACCUGACCGAACAACUGUGGAUGUCACCGAGCCCUAGCAGCUCAUUGCGUGCUGCUGCUUGUGCUUCGCACGUUGCGCGUGGCCGGCAUGGCAGGUGGCUUGCUGCGGUGGCUCUGCGUGAGCCCGACGCGGCGACGGCGUCGCGUGGCGCGGCUGGUGCUGUGGGGCGGAGAGACGCGGGCAGCCGAGCCCGGGAGGGCGGCGGGGGAGGUCAUGCUGGAGCACGCCGGCCGCGUGGUGUGCCGCGCGGACGGUUUCCGCAUCGGCCGCCCCGCGCCGGUGCUCGCCAUCGAGGACCGGCUCGAGGCCGGGCGCACAUACCUCGUGCUCCCCGUGGACCGGCUCCCGUGCGGCGGCCGGGACUCCGCGGUCACCGCGGCGUCGAUCGCGGCGCUCUCGUACGGCGGCGCGUCGUCGGGUCCCCCGUCGCUGGUAGUGGGCGCGAGGAGCCCGUUCGAGUACGUGAAGGACGACGACGGCCGGACGGUGAUCAGGGUCACGGAGGAGUUCAUCGUGAAGGCCGUCACUGGUGGGAAGCCGCGUGGUGGCGGUGGCGAGGGGGACGACGCGGACGGUUGCGGGGCGCUUUGCAGCACGCCGGAGCUGAGGAAGCACUACGAGCAGCUGGUGGGCGCGUCGAAGGGGCGAUCGUGGUCGCCGCGGCUGGACACGAUCAAGGAGCGGAAGGGGCGGAGGGUUAUGGACGUCGUGAGCCCGGGGAGGCUGUCGCCGGCGAGGCUGCUGGGGCUGGACAAGGGGUGAGCUAGACAGGCGGCGACGGCCUUGUAGAUGUCGAUGCAGAUUAAAAUUGCGAACAAAGCUAACGAACCUCUCAUUGAGCUUGAUCCAUGCUUCCAUGGUCAAUGCUGAUGCUGUUCCUUGGCUUAACAUGUUGAUUGGAAUCGGAUGCACAUACGGACAUAUAUGCGUCUUCUUUGGA
This is a messenger RNA of Phragmites australis (common reed), 940 nucleotides long. RefSeq lists its product as uncharacterized. The coding region runs from base 88 to 762 and encodes 224 amino acids. Lineage: Eukaryota; Viridiplantae; Streptophyta; Magnoliopsida; Poales; Poaceae. The transcript has a single exon. The record is from RefSeq and is a predicted model, not a curated record.